UAACAAAUUUCCAAUUAUCGCAAUAUUCUUUUCUAAUGUACUUUCUGCAUUUUUUUUUAUGUAUUUAACUUGGUUACAUUGAUCACUAGUUAGUUUUUGAGGUUCCUAAUCUUACCUGCCUGCAGAUUCUCAGUUAUUUUUAUUUUCUCUAUGUGAGUCCUAGGUCAUGAUGGUAAACCAUGAGCCUACAACAACAUCCUAUCUACCUACUUUUAUUAACAAUAGUGAAUCUUCAGUGCUGGUUCUAUAGGAAGCCCCAAAGAUGUCUUUGUAUUGAUGUUUAUGGCAGUUGACCAGUGACUCUUCUACGACAUGUCACGUCAAUUCGACAUGCAAGCAAGGGUAUUCUUAAUUGGACUAACAGCUAGCAAUGAGGAUGACCCCUAUAAUAGCAAAAUACACAAUCAUGGGUAGGUUAUAUACUACCAUACUUGCACGGAGUGUUAUCAGCAUCCACUUGACUAGUUCAAAGCCUUUGGUGGGGAUUGCAGGGGUCAUAUCAAAGAUUCAAAAGGAGAAAAAGGUCCGAGAUGUAUAUAUUCUGGGGUCAGCCAAUGUUGGAAAGUCUGCUUUUGUAAAUGCUCUGCUUAGUAAGCUUCUAUGGCACCUUUGCUGCUAAAAUUAGCAAUAUCAUUUGACCUUUGCAUUAUAUAAGAUUUUCUGUAUUUUAUCUAUACAGUUUUUAGUUCGACUCAAUGGACAACCAUAUGAUGAUCAUAUUAGAAGUUCACAUGGCUUUUGACAUACAUCUGUUUUGACUUACAGAUUAAUAACUGGAAGUUAGUUUUAUCAGGACUAGCACUACCUCUUGUUGAGGUAGACUAGUUAUGUUGCCAGGACUAGUGGUGCUACUAGGAUUGAUUUUUUUUUUUCUAUGUGGAAAUUCAGUAGAGUGUUGUAUACAUGUUAUGCCUGUAUAUGAAUAAUUCACUCCUAAUGGUUCAUCAUCUUGCACUUUUGCAAUCCAUCUCAUAAAUUACAUGCUAUGAACAUUAGGAUUGCUUUCCUAGGCUCUUUAUGACAAUCUUAGAGGUAUAAUGUGAGAUUUGGAAGCCGUUAUUGAUCUCCAACAUUGGCCCACAUCAGGAAAAACCUUCAAAGAGCAUUAGUCUAUAUUUAUGCAAUAUGAAACAAUACAAAUGUAACAUGCAUUCUUGUUCAUAUUUCAUAUUUCAUCUGGACUUGGGUACAAAUGUAGGGUUUCGCUGCAUGCUUAUGUCCCAGAGCCUUCCGAUCCUUCAUCAUUUCUUAUUCUUCCGAUCAUCAUUUCUUAUUCUGGACUUGUAUGAAAAUGUCAUGCCUAUAUCCAUGCCAUGUUGGCACACAUAUUCCAGAUUAAGCCAAACAUCUAGAUAACUUAUGUUCAUUGUCUUCAGUUUUUCUCCUUUAGCCUUGUUCCAUUAUCUCUUAACCAUAACCAUCCAGCCUUAUCCCAAUUAUUUGU
This is a messenger RNA of Elaeis guineensis (African oil palm), 1444 nucleotides long. The record is from RefSeq and is a predicted model, not a curated record. NCBI's taxonomy places the organism in Eukaryota, Viridiplantae, Streptophyta, Magnoliopsida, Arecales, Arecaceae.